This is a messenger RNA of Struthio camelus australis, 903 nucleotides long. NCBI's taxonomy places the organism in Eukaryota, Metazoa, Chordata, Aves, Struthioniformes, Struthionidae. The record is from RefSeq and is a predicted model, not a curated record.
AUGCGUCCUUCCCGAUGGGUCGUCCAUCACGAAGUUAUCGGUGAGAAAUCCCUGGCCGCCCGCAGCUCAUGGGUGGAAAACCACUUUCGGCACUGCUGGGGAUUUCCAGGAGGACGCUCGCGCAGGGGGUUGGCGUUCGAGGAGCCCGCUGGCAGCCAGCGCGAGGGAUUUCGCGUGCAGAGCGAUUUCGUUGUGGCUGCCUCUCCUCUGCAGCCGCCCCCCAGGGGGCGUUCAGGGGACCUGGGCUCUGCUCCUCCCCGUGUCCCUGCUCAAGAGAGGGUGAGGUGGGCGCUUUCAAAGGGGCCUGAUGGGUGGGAAGGUACAAGGAGACCAGACAAUGGGACGGCACCGUCCGCCGGCGGGCCCUGCCUCACGUUUGCCCUCCCUCUCUGCAGCAACAACAACCCGUACACCUCCUUCGGGGCCACGCUGGCGCGGGACGAGGAGCAGAACCUGUGGAGCACCCCCCACGACGUGACCCACACCGAGGCGGACGACGACCGCGUGCUCUACAACAUGAUCGUGGUCAGGAACCAGCUGGACACAGACUCGGAGGAAUGGCAAAAGCUCAACUACGAUAUUUAUACCUUACGACAAACCCGAAAAGAAGUGAGAAGCAGGUGGAAACACAUUUUGGAAGAUUUAGGUUUCCAGAAGGAAGCAGACUCCCUAUUAUCGGUAACCAAACUCAGCAUUAUCAGUGAUUCUCAGAACAUGGGCAAAGCCCGGGAGAUCCUGCUAAAGCUCUCCGAAGAGACAAACAUCUUCCCAACCAGCUGGGAGCUUUCUGAGCGGUACCUUUUCGUGGUGGAUCGGCUUAUAGCCCUUGAUGCUGCAGAUGAAUUCUUCAAGAUGGCCAGUGUGGUGUAUCCCAAGAGACCCAGUGGGGAAAGAGGGGAUGAC